Gilbertella persicaria is the source of this 1546-nucleotide messenger RNA. Its product is annotated as thioredoxin-like protein. The transcript has 2 exons. The coding region runs from base 70 to 1530 and encodes 486 amino acids. Lineage: Eukaryota; Fungi; Mucoromycota; Mucoromycetes; Mucorales; Choanephoraceae. Gene Ontology annotation, molecular function: protein disulfide isomerase activity. Gene Ontology annotation, cellular component: endoplasmic reticulum. Gene Ontology annotation, biological process: protein folding; response to endoplasmic reticulum stress. The record is from RefSeq and is a predicted model, not a curated record.
CACAAUUGUACACACUUUUACAUAACAGUCCGUCGUAUUUUAUUUUUUUGAAGCCUUCUUGUUCUUGACAUGAAAUCAUUGAUCUGGUCUGCCAUUGCUCUUUUCGUGACUCAUGUUACAGCAAGUGUAGUGACUUUGAAUAACGCAGCUGAAUUCAACACGGCUAUUGAAGACAAUCGUCUUGUGUUGAUUAAAUUUUUCGCCCCUUGGUGUGAUCACUGCAAGGCGUUAAAACCUGAGUAUGAGCAAUCAGCAACUUUAUUAGAAGCAGAAGGCAUGAUGGUAGCUGAAGUAGACUGUACCUCAAACAGUGAUAUUUGCGAAAAGUACAAAAUACAGGGUUAUCCUACUUUACAAAUUUUUAGAAAAGGUCAACCAAGCGAUAUUUAUUCUGGUGAACGCAAGGCGGAUAGUAUUGUGAAUUAUAUGAAAAAACACUUAAUGCCUAGUCUGGUUGAACUAAACACAAAAGAAGCCAUGGAUACAUUAAAAGAACAAGAGCCUUUAGUUGCCAUUGCUUUUCUCUCUCAAGCAGAUGAACAAAAUACCAAGACAUGGAAGGCAAUUUCAGACAAAUUUGGAGAUGAUUUCGCUUUUGGUGUUGUAACAGAUUCGGAUUUUAUCAAGAGUGAAGGAAUCAGUUCUCUGCCUACUGUUGUUCUUUAUAAGCGAUUUGAUCCUUUAUCACCAGAUUAUUACCGAACAAACCAGUUGGACAUUGAUCAAGUAGAAGAUUUUAUCAAGUUGAAUUCAGUCCCUCUUUUGGCCAAAAUUGAGCCUGAUUCUUUUAUGGAUUAUGUGGAUGCUGGUAGACCUAUUGCUUAUAUCUUCUCAGACUCAGAAGACAUGGAACAAGACAUGCAUACUGCCUUCUUGCCUUUGGCUCAAUCAUACAAGGGAAAGCUUAGUUUUGUUCAUAUCGAUGCCAACAAAUACAGUUCACAAGCAGAUUUCUUAUCCUUGGCCAAGGAUCAAUGGCCAGCACUUGCUAUUCAUGAUUUCAAGACAGGCGCUCGUUAUCCUUAUAGACAGUCAUUGAGAGACAAGGAAGCCAUUCAGCUGUUUCUAGAGAGCGUUGUUCAGGGCCAAGCACAACCUGCUAUCAAAUCUCAAGCUUUUCCUGUUCGAAACUCUAAUGAUCCAGUCAAGGUGGUCACAGGCAAUGACUUUGAAGAGAUUGUGCAUGAUAGAACCAAAGAUGUACUUUUAGAAAUCUAUGCUCCUUGGUGUGCACACUCACAGGCAUUGGCUCCUACUUAUGAACAACUAGGUGAAUUGAUGAAGACUUACGAUGCUGAGAACAGCCAUGGAAUUGUGAUAGCCAAGAUGGAUGGUACUGUGAAUGAUGUACCUCCUUCUGCUGGUUUCCAAGUCACUGGUUAUCCUACUAUCAAACUUUUUAAGGCAAACACAAACCAAAUGGUUGACUAUGAUGGUGAUCGUACACUUGAUAGUUUUGUAGAUUUCUUGAGUACACAUUCUACACAACAAACAUUCAAGAUGGACAAGACAAAGCGUGAUGAACUAUAAACUCUUUUUUUUUUUU